Messenger RNA from Notodromas monacha, 2134 nucleotides. The record is from the annotation of a GenBank genome assembly. Lineage: Eukaryota; Metazoa; Arthropoda; Ostracoda; Podocopida; Cyprididae.
AGGAAAUAUUUUGUUCAAAUGAAGGGAAGUGAACAUUUGACACAUCCAGUUACCAUUGAAUGGAAAAUAGCACAAAUCCCAUCAGUGUCAAUAUGAGCAGUAGUAACACUACUCCUCAGUCUCCAGAACCCACCAGCAGCAGUUAUCCAAUGAUGACAGUGACUCCCAGCACAAAUGGAGCAGCUCAACCAGUAGCACCAACACCAACAGCACCACCACCAUCAAUAACAACCAUCACAACCACUGCUCAAGUCUCAGCACCUCCACCUUCAUCCCCUCAACAAGCCCCUGCCAAGCCCAGGAUUGUCAAGACAGUGAGGUUCGACCUGACCUUUGAGCAAGACAAUGAUGACCCAAGCAAGGCUGGGAUUGCAGAGAUUCGUCAGGUAGUGGUGAAUGAUGGGGAUUCCACCCCUGAGGGCACUAUUCAGUUUUUCAACCCUCUCAACCUGCUCCAGCAACACCAACAGCAACAGGUUGUGAGGGAGUCUGAGCCCAACAGCAAAAAGUGGACUCAUGGUGGAGUUGUGGUGCUGAUGGGGGCAAUAGCAGUGGCAAUCAUGGUGAUGUUCUAUGCCAAAACAAAUGGUGACUCCUCCAAUGACAACAAGAAGGGUUCCCUGGAUGCAAGAACAGGGUUGAAUGACUCUGGCUUGUUCAAUAGUGACAUCAAAGCCAGAAUAAACAUUGGGCAAGAUGGGUAUUUGCGGAUGCGGCCAUCUUUGGAAGGCCGGGCUAUUCCUCCCAGGUCCAACAAGGGUGUCAACCACAUGAUUCAAGAGCUUCUCUAUAUUUGGACAACCUAUGAACAUCAGGAUGAUGCUGUGGAUUGUCCUUCAAUCAUGAUGCCAAGAGCUGACCAUCCUUGCAGAUUUGAAAUGCCACUCGUGGGUGAAAGUUGCAGACCAGAAAAUGCUUUUGGGUAUCUGGACUACAAGCCUUGCAUUUUUUUGGACCUGGUCCAGACAGGAGAAUGGAUACCAGGUCCUUACUACAAAGGAUACUCAUCAGAACAUGAGACUCCAUUGUGGGCUCCAGUGAAUUGUUACCUUUGGGUGAGAUCCAAGGAAGGAGCAGCUUUGCAGCAGGGAUACUUGAGUUCCAUUUGGCCCAGUUUUGGGUUUCCAAGGUGGUUUUUCCCUGCAUCAGCCUCAACCAACUUUUAUUCCCCAAUGGUAGCAAUCCAGUUAGACUUGGCUGACCUUCCUCCAAACUCGAAUUUUGUGACUCUCAUGUGUCAAGUCAUGGCCAGCAAUGGGCGGCUUCUGGCUGCAGACACCACCUGGGCCACCAUUAGUGUGGCUGAGAUUGUCAAAGAGCAAAUCAACAAGAAAGCUAUUGAGCAAAGAAAAAGAGAAGAAGCAGCUGCAAAGGCAGGGAAUGCUUCGCUGAGCGAUUCUUCUGCAUCCGGAGAAUCGGGACUCGGUCGCGGCCUUGGCCUGAAAUCACUGGCAUCUCAGAAAACCGGACUCAACAGGAAAUUCAGCAACUCGUGACCAAAAUUUUCUCGCCAUCAUUCAUUCAUGAAAAUGAGAAAAAGAAACCUCGAUGAUGUUCACGUCGGCUCCCAUUUUUAUUUUCUUUAAGGAAGAUGAAUCCAACUUUGCCAUUUAUCGAAAGCGGCUUUUAUUUUUCCACCUUUUAUCCUGCUGCGAAUGCUUGUCAAAAAAAAAAAAAUUCACAUCUGCUGGGCCAGUCACAAAAUUUCCGUUUUCGCCAAUAUCCCAAUUUGAAAGGAUUUCUCUUUUGAAAUUUUUUUGCAAUGUUUUUUUUUUUUUGCGCGUGAUAAAUCGGGUCCAAAAGUGCCUGAGAAAGAAAAGAAAAAAAUACUGAGAGGGCAAUUUUGUGUUUUUUGUUUGUUUUUUUUUGUUUUUGUCCUUCGCCUGCUUCAUUCCAGAAGAAAACGUGGCUGCGCACAGUUGUCAAUGUUAUAAGCUCCGAGUUGCAAAAGAUGAUUUUUCUGUUUAUUGUUGAGAUGACGAAUGGUGCUGUCAAUUUUUCGUUUUUUUUCGACGAAAAGGAUGAAUGUGUCUUUUUUUUGGGGUAGAGGAAAAUGCUUCAUCUUCUGGGGCGAAUUUGAAGAAUGCAUUCCUCUGUGCUUUCGUAGAAAAAAUAUACUUCAUAUUGUUCAUUU